AUGAUUGCAGCACAGGAACUGCUACAAACAUGCUCGAGGACUUCAGGCAGUAGUCAGGCUGCGAUGGACGCGCGAAUUUCUGCUGUGAGUACGUUCAAGAGCGACAUCAAGCGUCAAGCUGUUGACUUGAAUGAGGUACCUAUUUAUUUCGACGCACUCAUGGAUGCCUACGACUUCAAAGAUCCGCAUCUCCACGCUGUUACAUUUUCCGCAAUUUGCUACUUGACGCGCCGCGUUCUCAUUCUUAACGAAUCGACUUUGCAACCGCAGGUGCCUAUUGUGCUGCCCCUGUUCAUUGACAAUUUUGCCCACGAUCCCGCAAAUGAAAACGCGUCCAAACUUGCAAUUCGCACGUUUGAGGAUGUAUGGCUUGCUUUCGCUCCAGAAACCGAGCAGGCUCUUCGAGAAAACGGCCUAUCUCAUUCUAGGGCGAAUGUCAGGGCUGCCUCACUACGAUUAUUGUCUCAGUACAUUGAAAAAUCUGCCAAAUUCUCGUUCCGGAAGUUCACACCUUCAGUUACAAGACUAUUGAAUGAUUCAAAUGCUGAAGUGCAAGAAUGUGCACGGGACCUGAUCGUUCAGUUUUUUUCUGCCACCAUCCCUCGAGCCAAGGAUGAUCUUAAAAAGGAAAUGACAAAACAGAAAAUCCCGCAGAGUAUUGCCAAUGAUAUUUCUGCUGCAAUUGGAUUAGAACCAAGACCCUCAUCGCGCCAGGUGGCUCUCACACCUGUACCCAACAAAACUGCCCCCAGUCCUAUCACAGGUAAAAGUACUUCCACAAUUGAUAGCGUUAAAGCACUUCUUGACUUUGAAUUAGAAGUGUUGGAGCCAAUCGACGCUGUGAGUGUCGACUCAUUCCGCAAAGAAGUAGAGCGCAUGUCCGAAUGCUUUGCAGGCAAAGAAUCUGAGACAAACUGGCGCCAAAGAGAAACCAAUAUAAACAAGCUCCGCAAGUUGUUACGUGGGAAUAUUGCUGAAUAUCCAGGUGAUGUUGUCUGGGCUAUAAAAGCCCUCCAAGACGGAAUUGUCAAAUGUAUAUGUUCCUUGAGAACUACCCUCACCGCUCAGGGCUGCUUUUUGAUCAAAGAUGCUAUGCAAAUCUAUCAAUCUUACAUGGACCCCGCAAUUGAACCCUUUCUCACAAAUCUGGUCAAAGUAUCCGCUGGGUCCAAAAAAAUUGCUGUCAACUACGCUCAUGUCACAAUCUGCGCUAUGAUUCUCUCGACAUCAUAUUCUUUCAAAUAUGUCUCUCAUAUUUCUGCGGUUAUGAAUGAUAAGGUGGCCGCAGCUCGGGCGCUCGCAAUGGUCUGGUUAAACUUGCUGUUUUCCAGACACAAUGCCCACUUGGUAACAGUAUGGCAGUCUCAAGGUGUAGAUACGAUCGCCGAGAGUUGUAUUGAAAAAGGCUUGACAGAUUCCUCGCCUGUGGUACGCGAGGCUAGCCGGCCAGCCUACUGGUCGUUUGCUCAGAAUUUUCCAGAUAACGCCAGGAAGCUCCUAAAUAAGUUGGAUCCUGUGCAGAAAAAAAUGCUUUUGCAAGUUCCUCGAAUGAAUACGCCUCCAGAGCCUUCUCGUCGAAGCAUUUCAGUGACUAUACCUUCUGAUACAGCUUUGGAUGCUGAGAUUCAAGCUCGAAGGAGUGUCUCUGAGCGGGUCUCUGAACGGAUAUCGGAAAGGGUUUCUGAGCAGGUCUCUGAACGUCUGGAUAUGUCGCGUGAAAGCCAGGAUCUUGAUUCUGAUGUCGCAAAGCUGAAUAUUCAGCAGGAUCUCACACCAGAUCCUGAGCUUCAAGGACAUAAUGAGGUAGAAGUCACUCCAGAUCUUGUUGAGCCGGCCGAGGUUGUAAAGCAAGGUACUGAGCUUUUGAAACGGGCCCAAGAAGACCCGCUAGUAAAAGAAACCUUGGGGGAAGUCUCAAAGCUCGUGGAGGCCACUGUUCGCGAGGCCAACGCUAAAAAGGUCAAAUCCUUUAAAGCCGAUGCCUCAGUUGCAGAGAACUCCGAGGCGGCCCCGGAAGCGACCAGUGAUGAUGCAACGGGUGCUAUCGAUGAAGCGGUUGAAGAGGUUAAAGAGAAACUGGACUGCGACCCAGAUAAGCUCAAGAACAGACUUUCCACGCUUAGUGAAAUGCUCAGUUCGGAAGAUAUAUCGACCCUCAACCAAGGACUUGAUUGUCUUUCUUAUGUCCUUCGAGGUAAAAGUGUGCCCGAAAAACUGUCUAAAGACUUGGUCAACGUUGACUUGCCCGACCCGGAUCUUAUCGGAGCAGCGCUGCAAUUAAUAUUUGAUAAAGUGGGCGAUGAAAUGGAUACCAUCGCGCCAGAGCUGAAGGAUACAGUAGCGAAGUUUGUGUCUCCUGACCUGGUAGCAGUAAGUUUGGAGUAUAUUGGGCAUGCUGUGGUGAUUUGGGCGGCAGUCAACUUUUUGCCAGCUGAAAUGGUGAUGGUGGUGUUUGAGGUCAUCAGGCCCUUGCUAGAUAUCGGAAACCUUGUUGAUGCCAUUUUUGAUGUGGUAACUGCAGAUUCGCCUGGCGAGUCUAUAACGCUAAUAUGCGGUCAGAUUCUGUUACGGCUGGAUAACGUGCCGUUGACAGACGCACUCAAAGGACGUGUUCAGCAGGUUUUGUCUUUAAUCUAUCGGUUUGGUGAUCUUGCUGAAGACGUGUCGGCCGUAAUAAGUUCAUGGAUAGGUGACGAUGACUCGAGCGACGACGACGAAGAGAAGCUAGCCAAAAAGCAGUCGCAUAAAGAUGAAAAGGUAGCAUUAGCCAAUACCAGCGGUUCGUUGCUACCAGCCAAACCAGAGACUCCGGAAAUUGCCGUUUAUUCAGAUCCGGUUAUCAUGUCUCACCAUGUGUCUGUGUCGUACGUCCCGGCCAGUGACUUGAACACGUCCAAGCCCAAACUGAAUCUUCACAAGAUCGCUUCUCCACGCAGACGCACCAAUACCAAGUGGGAUAUUGGUCCGGCGCAAUCGCUACCUGAAAGUGACGAGGAGUGUGGUAAACUCCUGGAGCUACUGGUUAGCCAAGUCGAUAACGGCACAAUUGGCAAACCUGAAUUUGUGGAGCUUGCCCUAUUAGUUUCUGAGAAACAGAAUCUACCCAAUUACCAUACAAAUGUUGAGAGACUCGAGCGGUCGAUCCUGAAAUACCUUGAAGACGACAAACACAGUGAGAACGAGCUUGCAGCUGGACUGCUGCUGGUUCGCAAAAUGUUAGAGAGAGGACAAUUUAGCACCGCUGUGGAGCGCACACUCGUUCUGCAAUGUCUGAAUAGGAUUUGUGAACGCGAAGUUAUUGCCAAACUGCACUAUGGCGCUAUUCCAGAAACACGAGACCGCCUAUUUGAGCUCACGGAUCUCGACACGCACGGCACAAUUCUCACGCUAGUUGAUCUAUACACUACUGGGUCGUGCCGGCAUUCAAGAGUGUUUGCCCUGCAGUCGCUACGAAAACUAGUGCCUCAAGCUGAGCAAGUCCCGCCGCCGCUGGGCGAGGUGGUGCAUGCCGCGCUGAGCGACGACGAUGUUUACAUCCGCAAAGAGGCGUAUCCGGUUCUGCUGCGAAUCCACCAGAAGAGUGAAAAAACAGCAGAACUGCUCAAAGCAAGAAUGAGCAGCGGACAACGAAGACUUUACGAGUUCUAUGCAGGGACGGCUUAA
Molecule: messenger RNA, 3663 nt
Organism: Wickerhamiella sorbophila
Lineage: Eukaryota; Fungi; Ascomycota; Dipodascomycetes; Dipodascales; Trichomonascaceae
Product: Protein stu1
Exons: 1
Coding region: 1-3663 (1220 amino acids)
Biological process (GO): mitotic spindle assembly; astral microtubule depolymerization
Cellular component (GO): cytoplasmic microtubule; microtubule organizing center; mitotic spindle midzone
Molecular function (GO): microtubule binding
Source: RefSeq, a predicted model, not a curated record